AUGAUGCUGAAAAUCCUCAUUGUCAUUCAAGCAUUGAUUCAACCUCUCCACAAAGGAAUCACAGUCUUGUUAUCCCUCACCGUUUUUAUGCUCCUGGUGGCCGAAAUCAUGCCGGCCACGUCGGAUUCUGUGCCCUUAAUUGCUCAGUAUUUUGCCAGCACCAUGAUUAUUGUGGGUCUCUCGGUGGUGGUAACGGUCAUUGUCCUCCAAUAUCAUCACCACGACCCCGAAGGUGGGAAAAUGCCAAAGUGGACCAGAAUCAUCCUCCUCAACUGGUGCGCCUGGUUCCUGAGGAUGAAGAGGCCUGGGGAAGGCCGAGUGCGCCCGGCUUGCCAGCACAAACGCCGCUGCAGCAUUUCCAGCAUGGAGAUCAAUACGGUCAGCGGCCAGCAAUCCAGCAACGGGAAUAUGUUGUAUAUCGGCUUCCGAGGCGUCCACUGCACCCCGGCCACCGAUUCCGGGGUGAUCUGUGGAAGAAUGGCGUGUUCCCCCACGGACGAGGAGAACCUCCUUCACAACGGCCACUCUUCCGAGACGGACUCGGAUCUGGCCAAGAUCCUGGAGGAGAUCCGCUACAUCGCCAACCGCUUCCGAGACCAGGAUGAGGCUCAAGCGACUUGCAAUGAGUGGAAGUUUGCGGCCUCCGUGGUGGACCGGCUCUGUUUGAUGGCCUUCUCGGUCUUCACCAUCAUCUGCACCAUCGGCAUCCUCAUGUCGGCACCCAAUUUUGUGGAGGCGGUUUCGAAAGAUUUUGCUUGAGCCGUGCGCUUGGGCACUGCCCUUCGCCCCCAAAGUUUCUCCAAAUCUGUUAUGUAGCAAUAAUGUAUUUCAGGGCACUUGAUUCUAUUGGAUAUAUGGAUGCAAACUUUGCUUUUCUCUUUUCUUUCCUGGGGGAGGGGCACAGCGGAGGGUGGAGGUUCAGGCUGAUUAAGAACCUCAGUGAGGUAACGUGAGGGCUCCUCCAUCACUACCUGGCCUCACAGCUUUGGCGUCUGGAAUAAA
This is a messenger RNA of Thamnophis sirtalis, 1002 nucleotides long. Lineage: Eukaryota; Metazoa; Chordata; Lepidosauria; Squamata; Natricidae. The record is from RefSeq and is a predicted model, not a curated record.